CGACGUUAUUUUAGAGCUGAAUGCAAUGCAAAGGAAAUACCAAAUCUCUUGAAUUGAACUUCUCUCUCAUCCAUCGUUUUAAUUUUCAUUCAUUCACAGUACAGUAUGUCAUUCUUCUUAGGGUCAACAACAAGGUACGCUCUCUUUUCUCUUCCAACCAGUAUUCUUCUUCGUCAUCGUCGACUAUACUCAUUCAAAUUCAAUCACCCUCUUCCUCCCUUCAUUGACAAUGUUGAUCAUGCUAUUUCCUCUUUCAAUCGCAUCCUUCAUAUGAACAAUCCUACUCAACCCAUCUUUGAAUUUAACAAGAUCUUAUCUUCUCUUGUUAAGUUGAACCAUUUCCACACUGCUAUUUCCUUUUCUAAACAAAUGGAACUCAAACAAAUUCAACCUGACUUAUUUACUUUCAACAUCUUGAUUAAUUGUUUCUGCCACUUGGGCCACCUCAAUUUUGCUUUUUCUGUAUUGGCCAAGAUUCUCAAGCUAGGGUUUCAGCCUAAUACUGUAACAAUCACUACACUUAUCAAAGGUCUAUGUCUUAAUGGCAAGGUUAGGGAAGCCCUUCACUUUCAUGACGAUGUCAUAGCAAAGGGGUUUCAUCUUAAUCAAGUUAGUUAUGGGACCUUGAUCAAUGGAUUAUGUAAAACAGGAGAAACAAGAGCUGCCCUGCAGGUUCUUAGAAGAAUUGAUGGGCUGUUGGUUCAGCCUAAUGUAGUCAUGUACAAUACAAUUAUUGAUAGUUUGUGCAAGGAUAAACUUGUAAUUCAUGCCUCUGAUUUAUGUUCUGAAAUGAUUGUUAAGAGAAUUUUUCCAGAUGUUGUCACUUAUACUACUCUAAUAUAUGGCUUUUGUAUUGUGGGUCAAUUUAAAGAAGCUGUUCGUUUGUUAAAUCAAAUGUUGUUGAAAAACAUCAGCCCGGAUGUUCAAACUUUUAAUACAUUGGUUGAUGGUUUAUGUAAGGAAGGAGAAAUUAAACAAGCUAGAAAUGUGUUAGCUGUUAUGAUAAAACAAGGUGUGGAACCUAAUGUUGUUACUUAUACUUCUUUGAUGGAUGGGUGUUUCUUGGUUAAAGAAGUGAACAGGGCCACAUAUGUAUUCAACACUAUGGCUCAAAGAGGAGUGGCUCCUAAUCUUCAUAGCUACAGUGUCAUGAUAACUGGAUUAUGUAAGAAUAAAAUGGUGGAUGAAGCCGUCAAUCUCUUCAAAGAAUUGCAUAUAAGAAACAUGGCUCCUGAUAUUAUAGUAUACAGUUCGCUUAUUGAUGGACUUUGCAAAUCGGGAAGAAUCUCUGAUGUUUGGGAUCUUAUAGAUGAGAUGCAUAAUAGAGGCCAACCUGCUGAUGUGAUCACGUACAAUUCCUUAUUGGAUGCUUUGUUCAAAAACCAUCAGGUUGACAAGGCAAUUACAUUAUUAAUGAAGAUCAAAGACCAAGGAAUUCAGCCAAAUAUGUAUACUUACACUAUACUUGUUGAUGGACUAUGCAAAAAUGGAAGAUUUAAGCAUGCACAAGCGGUUUAUCAGUAUCUUCUUUUUAAGGGCUAUCAUUUAGAUGUUAAAAUGUAAAAAGGGCUUGUUUGAUGAAGCAUUGUCCUUAGUGUCAAAAAUGGAAGACAAUGGUUGCACCCCUAAUCAUGUAACUUUUGAAGCUCUUAUUUGUCGCGAAAUGGUUGCUAGAGGUCUAUUGUAAGAGUAAGACAAGAGAUAAAAUGGUUCAAAAAAUUAUAAACGAGGGAACGCGUUGCUAAAGAGAUUUUGACGAGAAUUCUUUCCGAUAGUCCUCGAGAGAUCCCGGCGAAAAUUCUUUCCACGGAUGCCGACGCUGUCAUGGGUCGGAGCCCUUUGCAAGAGAAAUGAAUCAAGUGCCAGUUGCAUAUUUAUCAAUGAUUUAGUAAAGGUAGCUGGUAUAUAAUUUGAAAGGAAGAUAGUACAACAUUUGCAUCUUUGUUAUUAAGUUUGAAUUGCAUGCUUUCUCUCAAUUUUUUAACGGUUGCUUAGUAACAAUCUCAUGUUAAAUAGAAAAGGAUGGAUCCUAAUAUCCCAUUCACAUAUGCUGAAUUUCGUUUCAUUAAAUAGAACUACUUCCGGUCGAAAUAUGUCACUUUCGAUUAUGAUUA
Messenger RNA from Medicago truncatula (barrel medic), 2114 nucleotides. Its product is annotated as pentatricopeptide repeat-containing protein At1g62670, mitochondrial. The transcript has 2 exons. Gene Ontology annotation, cellular component: mitochondrion. NCBI's taxonomy places the organism in Eukaryota, Viridiplantae, Streptophyta, Magnoliopsida, Fabales, Fabaceae. The coding region runs from base 106 to 1563 and encodes 485 amino acids. Gene Ontology annotation, molecular function: protein binding; mRNA binding. Gene Ontology annotation, biological process: mitochondrion organization; RNA processing. The record is from RefSeq and is a predicted model, not a curated record.